AUGGAUGGCUUGAACAAAGGUGCUCUUCACCCUGAACCAAAGAAGUUCAAGGUCCCUAAGGGACCCAAGCCGAUUGCCCAUAAAAACAAGAACUUGAUCGGUUUAGGACGCUCGAUCGCAAACAAAAGGAGAACUGAAAAUGAAGUCCAAAUUCUUCCCGAUGGCGAAAUGAGAUUUACGACCGACAAAAGAGAGGCUGACUGGGUCAAGCUUCGUAGUGUGACCCAGGAGAAUGCAUUGGAUGAGUUUUUGAACACGGCAGAAAUGGCAGAUACAGAUUUCACGGCUGAGAAGCAUCAGCUGGUGAAAAUCAUCAAGGUUGGUAAUAAUACUGUGGUGCCCCAAACUGGGUUGUUGAGCCCAGAGGAGGUUCUUGAGCUUCGUAAAAAGCACCAGGUUUUCGAAAACAAGUUGACGAUUCCAAGACGGCCCAAAUGGAACAAGUCGCAACUGCGUAUCGAAAUCGAUCGUCAGGAGAACCUUGCUUUCUUGGACUGGCGUCGUGAAUUGGCAGCAUUAACAGAGAAUAACGACUUGUUAUUAACUCCUUUUGAGCGUAAUUUGGAGGUGUGGAAACAGCUUUGGCGUGUGGUUGAACGAUGUGAUUUGGUGGUGCAAAUUGUCGAUGCUAGGGCUCCGCUCUUUUUCAGAUCGGUGGAUUUGGACCGCUACGUGAACAGUUUGAGCACAGAAGAACUGCCAAAACGUAACUUGUUGUUGGUGAACAAGGCUGAUUUGCUUACAGAAACUCAGCGUAAAGCAUGGGCAGAUUACUUUAACGACGUGGGCAUCAACUAUGUGUUUUUCUCUGCUGUUCGGGCUGCUGAGCAAACUGAGGCAGAGCUUGCGGCUGAGGCAGCGGCUGCUGAAAGAGAGACCGACUCUGAUUCUGAACCUGAACAGGAUUCUGACGCUGUAAUUGAAGAUUCAGUUCAUAAAGACCCAACCCGUAUCUUGGGUGUCGAUGAGCUCGAGGCACUUUUCCUUUCCGAGUCACCCAGAUCUCCUUCUGACGAAUCAAAGCUCCAAAUUGGACUUGUUGGUUACCCCAAUGUGGGUAAAUCCUCCACGAUCAAUGCCCUUGUCGGUGCCAAGAAGGUUUCCGUAUCGGCUACUCCAGGUAAAACUAAACAUUUCCAAACCAUCCACCUUUCUCCUGAAGUAUUGUUGUGCGAUUGUCCUGGUCUUGUGUUCCCCAAUUUCGCCUAUACCAAAGGAGAGUUGGUGUGUAAUGGUGUACUUCCUAUUGAUCAAUUAAGAGAGCAUAUUCCACCUGUAUCUUUGGUUUGUCAAAGAGUACCCAAGUUUUUCCUCGAGGCGGUUUACGGUAUACAUAUUCCCAUUCAAAAACAAGAAGAUGGAGGUAACGGAACUUAUCCUACUGCGAGAGAGCUACUUAAUGCAUACGCUCGUGCUCGUGGAUACAUGACACAAGGUUUCGGUAGUGCUGAUGAGCCUCGUGCCGCUCGAUAUAUCUUGAAAGAUUAUAUCACCGGAAAACUUUUGUUUGUGAACCCACCGCCGAAGAAGGGAACAAACGGUGAAUGGGAGCUUGCCCUGGUUGAAGAAGGACGUGAUUUUAAUAAGGAAUUGUUCACAUUGGACCAUCUUCCAGAGUCCAGACAGCAACAGAUCGAGACGGCACUUUCACACAAAAACAUGGAUGUUAAUGAAUUCGAUCUUUCUCGAGACUUGGCUAAGCUUACAUUUUCUAUGCAUUCAGGAGGAGAAACGGGAGAGACCAAAUUUUACGGGGGAAAACAAGCGGCAUUGGAAAGUGCCGGUGACGAUCUUGACCGGGAAUUUUUCAAGAUGAACAAUGUCAAUGGAAAGUUUUCCACUCCAUUCCACAAGUUGGGAUCGGGAAGUGGCAGCAAGAAGCAUGGUAAGAAGAACAAGAAGGCGGAAAAGAAGAAACGGGUUACUGGAUAUUGA
Molecule: messenger RNA, 1935 nt
Organism: Meyerozyma guilliermondii ATCC 6260
Lineage: Eukaryota; Fungi; Ascomycota; Pichiomycetes; Serinales; Debaryomycetaceae
Product: putative GTPase
Exons: 1
Coding region: 1-1935 (644 amino acids)
Biological process (GO): ribosomal subunit export from nucleus
Cellular component (GO): cytosol
Molecular function (GO): GTP binding; GTPase activity
Source: RefSeq, a predicted model, not a curated record